This is a messenger RNA of Pseudopodoces humilis (Tibetan ground-tit), 548 nucleotides long. The record is from RefSeq and is a predicted model, not a curated record. Lineage: Eukaryota; Metazoa; Chordata; Aves; Passeriformes; Paridae.
GCGGGGUCGCCGCGCUCCGGGCCCGGCUGAGGCCGCCGCCAGUGACGUCAUCGGACGCCAUGGCGGGGGUCUCUUUCGAGGAGUUCUCGGCGCCGCCGGGGGCGGGGCUGGCUCUGGAGCCGCUCUUCGGGGGGAACAUUCUGGAAAGCGAGGGCGAGCCCGAGGCGGGGCCGGAGGCGGGGCCCGAAGGGGGCGGGGCCUCCACCGCGCCCCUCCCCCCACCUCAGCCCCGCCCCCGGCGCGGGGGGAGGGGCGAGGGGGAGGGGCCGGAGCUGCGGCGGCGCCGGCUGAAGCUGCAGGUGCUGGGACGGCGCUGCCGGGAGAUCCGACAGGUGAACGCGCGGGCGCUGCAGAGACUGAGACAGGUACAGAGAGUGACCCGGAGACUGCAGCUGGAGCGCAGGUUCCUGAUGCAGGUGCUGGACUCGCACGGGGAUCGUUACUGGCAGGGACAGCUGACGGUGCUGCUGCAGGACGAGGGGGGUCCCCCCGGGGGGGUCCCGGGCCCCCCGAGGAUCCCCAAAUUCUCCAACCCCGACUUCGACUGA